Molecule: messenger RNA, 3304 nt
Organism: Phymastichus coffea
Lineage: Eukaryota; Metazoa; Arthropoda; Insecta; Hymenoptera; Eulophidae
Gene: Wdr59
Product: GATOR complex protein WDR59
Exons: 21
Coding region: 288-3245 (985 amino acids)
Molecular function (GO): protein binding
Source: RefSeq, a predicted model, not a curated record
AUCGUCAUAGCAACCGAUUGUUUUUCUUUUGCAAUUGACAAGCUAUACGCAAAUUACAUUAACAACGAAACGAAUACUUUGAUCGAUGAGCCUCUCUCUUUUUUUUUUUUUCGGCCAAUCAACCGUAGUCAAUCUCGCUUUAGGUAAUGUAACAUGAAUUUUAACCUUAUCCUGCAGCAGUAAAUAGUGAACACGCACACAAGUCCAACUAUGUACGUUCACUUUGGUCAAUGAAUAUGUUUACUAUUAUCAGUUGAAAGUUUGUUUAUUGGAAAAACAUUGUCAAUAUGUCGAAACGCUGGGGUCGAGACUAUGUGGUUACCGAACAUCGAGAUGUACAGGCCAAUACUAUGGCUGUUGAUGUUACAGGUAACCAUGUACUCUUGGCUGGACGAAGAUAUUUGGCAAUAAAACAUCUAGAUGAGGAGUCAGAAUCUUUGAGAAAAUUCCAUAGGCAAAGUAAAUAUGAAGUAGGUUCAGCUGAAUGGAAUCCUAAUUUGGCAAAUUGUCAUUUGUGUGCAAUAUCUAGUAAUAAUAGAGUAGAAAUUCUAAGUUUUAUGGGAAAUAAUGGCUAUGACUUGCAACCCACCCACAGCUUACGUGCACAUACUAGAGUUGUAAGUGAUUUAAAUUGGCAUCCAAAAGAUCCAGAUAUUUUAGCAACAUGCAGUAUAGAUACGUAUAUUCAUAUCUGGGAUAUAAGAGAUCAGAGAAAACCAAGUUUGUCGUUGUCAGCAGUUGCUGGAGCUUCUCAAGUGAGAUGGAGUGGUUCAUCACCAAAUAUGUUGGCAACCUCACAUGAUGGCGAUGUUAAAGUGUGGGAUCAACGAAAAGGAAAUAGCCCUGUGCAAUAUAUAGCUGCGCAUUUGACAAAAAUACAUGGAUUAGACUGGUGUCCAUUUCAACAGAAUCAGUUAGCUACAUCUAGCCAAGAUUGUACUGUUAAAAUUUUUGACACCAAUAAUCCACGAAGAGCCGAAAAUAUUUUGACAACUAAUUCUCCAGUGUGGAGAGCACGCUAUACACCUUUUGGCGAGGGUUUGGUUACUAUUGUUGUACCUCAGUUGAGAAGAGGAGAAAAUAGCUUAUUGUUAUGGAAUACCUCCAAUUUAUCAACACCUGUUUAUACAUUUGUGGGGCAUACUGAUGUUGUUUUAGAAUUUCAGUGGAGACAACCAAGAACAGAAAAAAAUGAUUUUGAGCUUAUUACAUGGUCAAAAGAUCAAUGUUUAAGGAUAUUCAAGAUUCCUCCUCUGUUUAAAAAGUUAUGUGGAUAUGAAAUAGAUGACGGCAAUUGCGUAUAUUCUAAGUAUUCUGGAGACGAUAAUUUAAAAACAUUACAGUCAGUCCAGGAGUUGCAGCUUCAUGAAUCAAACAAUGAAAGCGACAUAAAUUAUUCAACAAGUAUGGAUAACUUGAAAUUAAAUUAUGAAGGCGACGUUUCUAAACUGGAAAAGGAAACUUCUUCACCGACUCAGCCUAAAACUUUACAGCAAGAAUUUUCUUUAAUCAAUAUGAAUAUACCAAACAUAGAGGUAAAUGCUAUGGAUGCCGCUGAAAGAAGCUGUACAGUAACUGCCUCAAAUAAAAACUACAAUGUAGUUUUAAAAGUCAAUUUCCCAGGAAAUUAUCCAUAUAGUGCUCAGCCUACUUUUCAAUUUUGCCCAGGAACUACUGUUGAUAACGUAAUCAUGACCAAGCUUUUAAAAGUAUUGAAACAAACUGCGCAACAAAGAGUAAGGAAAAAUCGUUCUUGCUUAGAACCUUGCUUAAGACAGCUGAUUGCUACGUUGGAACAGACUUGCGUCAAAGACGAAACGGAAAAUAACCAUCUUGGUUAUCAUAUUCAACAUACAGAAAAUUUUUUGAAUUCCAACAAGAUUUGUUCUAAUUAUCAAGAUUCUUAUAUACCAUUUCCACGUACAUCAGGAGCCAAAUUUUGCAGUGUAGGCACGCUUGUGUGCUUUGGUCGUUCAUCUUAUGUCAGACGAGCUUCCAUCAAACCCGAAGGUACAACUCCUCGUGCUCUUUCGGCACUAGCGUCUAGUGUAAACAAUGGAGGGCAUUUUAUGCAAAUUUAUUCCAAUUCAUACGUCCAACCUGCAGAUAAUAUCUCAAUUAGUUCUUUUUAUUUUCAAGAUCGAGUAACAAGAAGAACUUCUCACGGUCCAAAUCGAGGAUAUGGAAGAACAUGCCACAAAAAUUAUCAUUCUUUAGUUACCAUAUACGAUGCCUCAUCUCUUUUUUUUGUCAAUAAGGAAUUAGCUGAAAAAUACAUAAUUAAUACCACGAAUAUACCCGCAAUGUGCCAUUAUAAUGCAAACGUAGCGGCGAGUUUAGAAAGACCCGAUUUAGUGCAGGCAUGGUGCUUAGCUGCUCUUGUUAUUUCGCAACCCCUUACAAAUUCGCUAAAUCUACAGUCGAAUCAUCAAACGCCAGAUAUAGAUGCGCCUUGGUCUCUACAUCCUUUCGGCCAAAAUCUAAUACAUUCUAUAAUACAGCACUAUGCAAAUCAGUCUGAUGUCCAAAUGGCAGGUAUGCUGAGCUGUGCUUUCAGUUGCAGAUCAGAAAAUUCUGAUAUGCUUCAAAAUCGCUUUGUCAGUAAAUCUGUGAAUGUCAGUAAGCUUUUCAUUGGAAAGUGGUGGUUAAAGCCCGGCGGGUCACCCUAUCAUACUAUUCAUCCUGCAGACACAACUUUAGAAGGCUGGAAUUUUCCAAAUUUGAAACAGAAUAGAUCAAAUUCCUGGUCUGAAUCAUUAGAUGGUUUUCAAGUUCAAGAAUCGAUUAAUGAAUACGGACGUCACGUAAGACUGCUUGACGAGAAAAACACAGCACUUUAUGAUACGUACAAAAAAGCCUAUGCCGAAGUAUUGCAUAGGUGGAGACUUUUAGAUGCUCGCGCACAAGUACUGAAACAUGUCAAUUCAACAUCGUUUGAUAAUCAUAAAAGUAUAGAGUUUCAAAGCGAAUGUCAUGCCUGUAACAAAUCGAGUAAAGGCCCACAGUGCUCAACUUGCAAACGUUUAACAUUUCAGUGCGCUGUUUGUCAUAUUUCCGUUAGAGGUCCUAGUAAUUUUUGCAUGGUAUGUGGACAUGGUGGACACACAUAUCAUUUAGCAGCAUGGUUUACAAAUGAGACUGUUUGCCCAACUGGCUGUGGUUGCUGUUGCCUUCAAGAAAAUAUGGCACUAUUGAAAAUGUGGUAUAUCCAAGUACUUAGCUUGAGCUGGAGUCAAUUUCGUUAAUUUAACGCCCAAGUGAUCAAGAUGAAGAGCAGCUACUUCCUCGUCCAACUAUAUUACAG